CUUUUCUUUCGGGCUUCGCGACUUCGACUAUUUAUAACCCUCGAGCCCCGAUUGCUUCUCCUCCGUCCGCCGGAGAGGAUGGCCGACUCCAACAUCGGCGAUCAGGCUCCGACGAAAGUCAUCUUCGGCAUUUACAAUAUGGGACGCCUCCUCGGCCGUGGUUCCUCCGCCAAGGUUUACCACGCCCGCCACCUUCCCUCCGGCCAAUCCGUCGCCAUCAAGGUCUUCCCCAAACCCCGCCGCCUCGCCGGGUCUCCUUCCGCUUCCGCCGACCCCUUCAUCCGCGAGAUCUCCGCCCUCCGGCGUCUCCGCCACCGCCACAUCGUCCGCCUGCACGAAGUGCUCGCCUCCCGCUCUAAGGUCUACCUCGUCCUCGACCUUGCCAAAGGCGGCGAGCUCUUCUCUCGCGUCGAGGAGCACGGCAGGCUCCCCGAGGACCUUGUCCGUCGUCUGUUCCGGCAGCUGAUCUCCGGGGUCGCCUACUCGCACUCCCGCGGCGUCUUCCACAGGGACCUCAAGCCGGAGAAUAUCCUUCUCGACGAGGCGGGCGACAUCAAGGUCUCCGAUUUCGGAUUCGCCGCCCUCCGAUCCUCAGAUGGCGAUCACCUCCUCCGCACCCAAUGCGGGACGCCGGCGUACGUAUCGCCGGAGAUCCUGAUGGGGAAGAAAUCAAAUGGCUACGAUGGGGCGAAGGCGGAUAUCUGGUCCUGCGGCGUGAUCCUCUUCGUGCUCGUCGCCGGCUACCUCCCUUUCAAUGAUCCUAAUAUCAUGUCCCUCUACCGCAAGAUCUACUGCGGCCACCACCGCUGCCCUCGGUGGACGCCGCCGGACCUCCGCCGCCUCAUCGCCCGCCUUCUCGACCCCAACCCGGCCACCCGCAUCUCCAUCGAUUGCAUCCUCCGCGACCCCUGGUUCGCCAAGGACCUCGACGCGAAUCAAAUGGCGGCCCUGAUGCGGCCGCUCGCCGACGAACAAAAGCCCCAAUACCGCGACGCCGGCAGCGAACUCAACGCCUUCGAUCUCAUCGCCUUCUCCCCCGGGCUCGACCUUUCGAGCUUCUUCGUGGAAGGGGAAACAUCGGACCGGGAGCGUUUCGCGUCCUCCGACCCUGCGGACCGCGUGCUAGACCAGGUCGAGCGGGUGGGAAAGGGCGAGGGCUUCGUGGUGAGGAUGGAGGAGGACCAGAAGGGGAUGCCGACGGCGGCGGUGGUAGAGAGGCAAAGCGGGGAGUUAAUAGUUAGGGUGGAGGUUCACCGGUUGCCCGGAGGCAUGGCGGUGGUGGAGUUGGAGAAGGGCGGGGGAGUCGCUGGAAUAUUCUGCAACGAGAAGCUGAGGCCGGCGUUGUGCGGCCCGCCCGGCAGCUGCCUCUGACCGCCGUCCCAGAGAUGACCUCCUGACCGGUUGGUGAAGUCAGCCAUGGUGGUUCUUUUUUUGUAAAAAAGUCCUUUAGAAAAUAUAACUAAAUAUACCCCAUACCUUUUAAUAAAUCCAACGUAUAAACCGUAGCAAUUAACAAAUAAAGCCUCAACUUUUAGAUCGUUA
This is a messenger RNA of Zingiber officinale, 1542 nucleotides long. RefSeq names its product CBL-interacting protein kinase 29-like. Bases 79 to 1371 code for a protein of 430 amino acids. Gene Ontology annotation, biological process: protein phosphorylation; signal transduction. The transcript has a single exon. Gene Ontology annotation, molecular function: ATP binding; protein kinase activity. The record is from RefSeq and is a predicted model, not a curated record. NCBI's taxonomy places the organism in Eukaryota, Viridiplantae, Streptophyta, Magnoliopsida, Zingiberales, Zingiberaceae.